AUGUCUGGUAGAAACAUCAAGAUUGUCUGUCGAUUCCGACCUAAGAACUCCAUCGAAAUCAAUGAGGAUGGUGUUCCUAUCAUUGAUGACGAAGGAACGGUCCUCCAAAUGAAGGGAAAAGAAGCCCAGGCAACGUAUGAAUUUGACAAGGCAUUUAACAUGAAUACUCCUCAUAAAGAACAACUUGACUAUUUUAUUCAAGGUAUUGUUGAUGAUGUCUUUGCGGGUUCUACCGGUACAGUGUUUGCUUACGGACAAAGAGGCUUUGGAAAAACAUUCACAAUGAUGGGCAUUGGCAUAGACAAUGAAAAUAGAGAGAAUAUUUUUACCUGUAUUGUCGAACAUAUUUUUGACAGUAUUUUUCGUGCUCCAAGCAACCUUGAAUUUACUAUAAAGGUUUCACACACGGGGAUUUACAUGGAGAAAGUGUGCGAUUUGUUAGACCUUACAAAUGAUGGUCUAGAGAUACAGGAGGACAAGGCAAAUGGUGUCUACAUAAAGCGUUUACUGCAUGUUUAUGUUGGCUCAUUUGAAGAUGUCUAUGAAGUUGUUCACAUGGAUGUCGAAAGUUCCCAGGCUCACUCUAUUAUUGCUAUUACGAUUAUCCAAAGGAAUCUUGAUACUCAUGGAACAAAGUGUGGAAAGCUGUAUUUCGUGGACAGUUAA
Messenger RNA from Phycomyces blakesleeanus NRRL 1555(-), 666 nucleotides. RefSeq lists its product as hypothetical. NCBI's taxonomy places the organism in Eukaryota, Fungi, Mucoromycota, Mucoromycetes, Mucorales, Phycomycetaceae. The coding region runs from base 1 to 666 and encodes 221 amino acids. The transcript is spliced from 6 exons. The record is from RefSeq and is a predicted model, not a curated record. Gene Ontology annotation, biological process: microtubule-based movement. Gene Ontology annotation, molecular function: ATP binding; microtubule binding; microtubule motor activity.